This is a messenger RNA of Penicillium diatomitis, 816 nucleotides long. RefSeq names its product PQ-loop repeat-containing protein. Gene Ontology annotation, biological process: phospholipid translocation; retrograde transport, endosome to Golgi. The record is from RefSeq and is a predicted model, not a curated record. Bases 1 to 816 code for a protein of 271 amino acids. Gene Ontology annotation, cellular component: trans-Golgi network; endosome. The transcript is spliced from 4 exons. NCBI's taxonomy places the organism in Eukaryota, Fungi, Ascomycota, Eurotiomycetes, Eurotiales, Aspergillaceae.
AUGUGGCUCAUUCAGCAGGCUCUCGAGUAUGGCGCGCCGUUGUUUCUCAUAUCUUCCCCUUUGACGUCGUAUCUGGACCAGAUCCUCAGCAUUCACCGGAGCAGGAGCUCGGCGGGAUUCUCUCUCGAUAUUCCUUUGAUCAUGCUCGUCGCGUCGAUUCUCAAAGUUUUCUACUGGUUCGGCGAAUAUUAUUCAAAGGCUUUGCUGGCCCAGGCAAUCGUGAUGGUAGUGGUGCAAAUCGCUUUGCUCAAGGUGGCUUUGGACAAUCGACCUGCUGUGGGCGCAAGGAAUGGGAUUGAGCAUGCGCCAUUCACUGGUGGCUCUCCCGUUGGUUUCCAGCGGCCCUACGAUUUCUGGCAAUGGAGAAAUACCAAACCGUACUGGCUGUUCCUUGCCUACUUCUUCGCCGCCCUAUUUGUCCUCCAUCUGACUCCUCUUUCCGAGUCCGCGACCUACAUCAGCACUCUUGGUGCGGUUGGACUCGCCGUCGAGGCUGUCCUACCCCUUCCACAGAUCAUCGCAAACCACCGUUCCGGAUCGUGCAAGGGCUUCAGAGUCUCGGUCAUCGCAGCCUGGAUCCUGGGUGACGUGAUGAAGAUGAGCUACUUCUUCUGCAGCCAAGAAACCAUCCCAUGGUCAUUCAAGAUCUGCGGUAUCUUCCAGUGCAUUUGUGACUUGUAUCUGGGCUUCCAAUACUGUCUGUCCGUGGGCCUCAUCCCCCGGACAUUCAUCCCUUCCUCGAGUUGGGCUGCUGGCAGCUCAGUCAACCGGGAAGGUCGUUGGGGUCAAGAGGAGAAGGACAUUCGUAUGACUUGA